Molecule: messenger RNA, 1546 nt
Organism: Zootoca vivipara (common lizard)
Lineage: Eukaryota; Metazoa; Chordata; Lepidosauria; Squamata; Lacertidae
Source: RefSeq, a predicted model, not a curated record
UAAACAGGAAAUCUGCUCCUCCCCCGCAAUCCACACCCAGCGCUACACUUCCGUAGAGAAGCAAACAUGAUUUUUUUAUUGCAGACAUUUCCUCUUCAGAACGUUGCUGUACUUUCCUCUGGGUAAGUCCCACACUGUCCUGAAGAGCAAUAAGACUUCCGCCAGCAGCUGGUGUUUCCAGAAGGCUGGGGAAGGGAGGGACUGACCAUCGUUCUCCUCCCCGACGUUUGCCUCUUGCAGCUGCCAGACACCUCUGGAGAAGGAUAUGGGAACCCAGUUGUAAGCCAUCUUCCCCUCCCCUCUGAACUGUAUUAAAGCCAGGCUGCUUGGAGUGUAGCAAGACCAGUGCCAGAAACUUUAUUACUGAGCUCAGUUUGCAGGACUCCGAAAGGUUGAUAUCAAAAUGCUGGUGAAAACCAACACCUAUUCUAAACAGAAACCUUUAACAGGCACACAGGCAGAGAGCUCUCAUGCGCUUGCUUUCUCCUCCUCCACUAACCCUUGCUGGUUUAUGAGGGGAGGAACAAAGAGCAUUGAAAGCAGGAGUAGGAAACAACGAAGGGAAAACACCGUGUUGCUCGGAUGAGAAGGGGAGGGAAAGCGAGCACAGACAGCCUUGCUGGUUUAAAGAGGAGGAUCUGAUCUGCUGGGAAGCGAGAGGGCGGAAGGAGAAGACCGUUGUGUUGGAAAGUUCAUGACUCUUGCAGAGAUAAACCCUGGACUCAGGCUACGCUUAGAAAAUGGAUGAACAGGCUUAUUUUAAAGCACCUAUAUUGUGCAGAAAAAUGAAGCUGUUCUUCUCAGGGUGGUGAAACAGACGCCACAAUGCCCACAGGCAGGACCUGAGCUCAACAGCAACAAGUCUCCCCAUCUGUGAGUCCCAGGAAGGGGCAUUCUGGUGCGUGACUGCCGCUCAUGGCUCUCUGCACUUCUGGAGAGAUACGAUGAUGGAUUUUUCUCACAGAAGCACUCUUUUUCAGACUAUUGCUGUGCUCUUCCUUGGACACUUUAAGCCAUGCAGGUGAAGGGAAUCCAGGGAGGAUCAGUCUUGUUUCCUACCAACGUAUCCCAAGGAAUAACAGUGGAGAAAAUGGGAUGGGACUUCUGCCCUGAAAGUGGGGCCCUGGGCUUUUGGCUGGGGGAAUUCAGCCAUGGGAAACUGGAGCACCCAAGUCCCACUGACCGGUUUGGACAACGGCUAGACAUGGUGGACGAGACAACACUGAGGAUCAAAGACCUGAAGUUGAAUGACAGUGGGAUCUACAAUGCUCGCAUCUGGUUUACUAAAUCACAGUUUCAAGAACAGAGUUUCAGCCUCAUGGUCUAUGAGCCAGUGCCAACACCACAGAUACUCUUUCAGGAAGUCUCCCAGACUUUGGAGGGAUGCAGUGUGACCCUGCAGUGCCAGGCACCUAGAAGUGAAGAGUUCAGUAUCUCAUGGAAAAGAGGGAAUUCCCCCAGGGCAGUAGGAAACAGCCUGUAUGAGUAUCAGCUUUCUGACAAUGGCAGGAAUCUCCAUGUCUUCUGGCGAAAAGACUCUUAGGAC